AUGGGAUACCAAGAUAUCUUGAUACCGCGACCGCGUCUCGAAAAGUCUUGGGCAGGUCUUGCCCGUAUCAGGCUCGAUCAGCUUGAUGCUGCCGUCACCAAUGCAGCCAACAGCGAGUACACCAGUAACAUUUACUUCAAUUCAUGGCAGAACGGUUUCGAAUCGGAUCUAUUCAGGGAAUGGUACGACAACGGCGCGCCGGUUUUAAACGUCCUCGACGCGCUUGCUUCAAUUCAGCUCUCGACUCCGCAGCAGAUGUGGGCUCAUAAAGAAGAAAAGCCUUACAUCUCCAUUUACAACCACACGUUCGAUUUUGCACGGUCCAUGGAAUUGGAAAUCAAGAAAAGUCUUUUUCAGUCGACAAUGUCUGGUGAAGUAGGAGGUCGGGACCUUCCAGGGCUGGUAUCUUCAGCCUUGCAAAAUAAUGACACUGACCUUUUGGAAAAGAUCUACUGUCGUGAAGGGUCAAAACAAAUAGCGUUAUUUGAUCAACAGCGCCUAGGCUUUUCGGUCUUGCAUACUGCUAUUGAACACUCAUCUUUGGAUUGUCUCGGGCUUUUACUCCAAUGGGGAUUUGACCGUAACGCUCGAGACGAACACGGUAUGGCGCCAAUACACAUGUGUUUCGAGGAUCAGGGUUUCGAGGAUGGCCGUGAGCUUUUGCGUGUUCUGUUGAAUCAUGGCUCAGACUCUCUCGCACUAGACGACAGAGGAGAAACAGUGUGGCACAUUUACGCUCGCCGAGGCAUGUAUCGGAUGCUUAAACUGAUAAUCCAGCAAAAGGAGCGGGACUCUGCCCUUCUUGCAGUUUCUGAAUCGGGUAAUACUCCAGUCUGCAGUGCCUUGAUUCAGGGGAACCGAGAAACGAUAGAGUUGCUACUUGAGUUUUGCGACAAAAGGGAACAUUGGAAGUGCUCGGAGCCUAUUUACCUCGCCGCAGCGAAGCUUGGAUCUGCUAAGGUUGUUCAGAAGCUUAUCGACAUCGGGGUUCAGUACGCCGAGAUUGACGAGAAUCAGGGAAAUCCUCUGUACUGGAUCAGCCUGACGUCCGAUCUCAAGUGCAUAGAGAUUCUGAAAAGUCUCUUCUCUUCAGAGCAGCGCCGGAAGUCGGAUUCACGAACGCCGUUUGAGUCGCUAUUGUUGAGGACGGUCACGGGAGCCGGGACUCGGCUACAAGACGUGAGCGUUACCAUGGCCCUCCUUCCAGAUGGCUUAGUGUCCAGUUCCAAGCGCUUUGGUACCCUCUGGCCCUUUCUGUGGGCCGAGGUGGUUCCCAAAGCAAUGUCAUAUGGCUCAAUGUCACAUAGCUACGCGCUUGAACCGUUCGACGAGCUCUUCACUCGGUUACUGGAAAAGGGAAUUGCAAGAGCCUACGAAGAACAUUUUGCCGGGUCCGCCUUGGAACCCCUUGCACAAGGCGUCUGUCGUGAUACAAUUUCAAGACUCAGUCAGUUGACUUGCAAGGAUCCAGCGCAGAAUCCUUUGCCAGCCUACUCUGGUUGGAACUGGCUUUCCCAAACGUUUCAUGUUGUUGCAGAUGAUGCAAAGCAUACAGAAAAGUUAGCUAAAAAUACUAUCAUGGCGCAGCUCCUAUGCGAAGCCAUCAUUCAUGGAGAUGGGAAUUUGGCGAAACUGCUUCUGAAACUUGGUGUCGACUGCCAUAUCCAAGCUGGUAGGAUAACAUCCUUCGAGCUUGCAUGCUUGCCUGGGGUGUCCAAAGAUGAGCAGCUUCUGAAACAUUUCCUGGAGCACGCAACGCCUGAACAUUUGGCUAGAGUCGGCUCCUUCAAUGGUCUCGGUCCUUUUCACCUUACCGCUGGCUUACGUAGAUGGAGAAAAGGCCAGCAUGCAUCUAUUGGCAAGCUCAAAUGUCUCUUAGCUACUGGUGCUAGCCCAAACUUACCUUCAUCUUAUUUAACGCCCAUGACUUAUCAUAUUGAUCGUUGUUCCAUGGAAACCGCAGAAGCUCUCCUUGAUGCUGGAGCUGACCCAUGGCUUCGAGUUCCAGAGUCAUGGGAUAGUGUUUUGAUGGCAAUUCAGUCACGGAAUUGGACGUUCUUGACAAACGUGUCCGAUCACUCCACCUUGAAGAAACAUCCACCAAAAUGGAACCAAACCUGGACCCUAUCUCACCGUUCUGGAAAUUGGUUCAAGACUGCAAAUGCGCUUCAUUUAGCCGCCCUCGUUGGUGAAGUCGACGCCGUUGAGUUUUACUUAUACAAGCAUCUCUUGACAGACUUGAACGCUAGGGACUCAGAUGGACAAACACCAAUGCACUAUGCUGUCUGGGCUGGACUUGCGUUUGUCAUUCAGUACUUGGUGAAGCGUGGUGGAAAUGUUCAUGCUGAAUCCAGAUCAGGGAUGACUCGACUGAACUUAGCUGUCCGGGAAGGGCACAGUGAGUGUGUAAGAGUCCUUCUGAACCACGGUGCUGGACAGAAGAUGGGUCAUAUUGACAAGUCCCCUUUUGUUCUCGCUUCAUGCUCUGGAAAUGAAGCCAUCCUUAACCUCCUGAAAGACCACCUCGGAGACCCCAGUGCGAAUGGAUUGAUCAUGAAUCAUAAGGCUGGGCGGAACAUGGAAUUUUCUCUAAUCCUGGCCAUAAGACAUGGCAAUAUUGACGCAUGUCAGAAGCUUCUUGAUCUCGGCUGUCCUAUAGAUAUCGAGAUAACGCCUGGGAAGGCAUCUGGGUUGAAACAUCCGGCAACACCUUUGAUGUUUGCAAUCUGUGAGCGAGCAAGUAUUGGUGUUGUCAAAUGGCUGCUCGAUAACAACGCUAAUGUUUCCGCUGUAUCCUGGAACAAGCUCAAAAGAUUUUACUGCACUGGAUUUAGUGCGGCUUUGAGGGAUUCGACGUUCAAUCCUCUCAUUCCGGCUACUGGAAACGCCACUAACGACCAAAUUGUCAGUGAUAUCUACAUCAUGCUCAAUCCCACACUUGAUGAGAUGAACCCGCAAGGCCCACUUCAUAUAGGGGCCGGGCUCAACGAUUUGGCAGCUUUCAAAGCCCUGGUUGCUGCUGGCGCAGAUAUUAAACAGCUAGACUACGAUGGCUCAUCACCGCUCCACAUUGCGGGCGCAGCCAAUGCCUUGUCGGUCGCUGAGUACCUUAUAUCCUCAGGCGCUCGCCUGAAUCCGAUCUCACAUCAUUCCUAUACUCCCACUCUUAAUGCAUGCCUGACUGCCUCAUCCCAAGUCAUCCAACUCCUCUUAAAAAGCGGCGCAAACUGCCAGACCGUAAAUGACUCCGGAGACAACUGUCUGACACUCUUUGUCACUCCUAGACCUAUCAGAAGAGGCCCACCAAAUAUCAACGCGUUCAAGGCAUUACUUGAUGCUGGAAUCGACCUUUUUGCGAGAAACAAAUUCGGCCUCGAUACAGCUCGCUCGAUUUUGAUUUCAAAUACACCAAUUUAUCUUUAUUACAUAUUGAGCCAUUUCCCACGGUUUUUCAACAAUAGAUCACUAUCGUGGGCAGCCAUCGAACUCCCUUGGGGGGCAAGUACGCACAGCUUAUGCGCUUUAUUGCUAUCAAGAAAGCUGCGACUUAUUCGCCCUCUUCUGAACAAUAAGGAAUUUCUCGAUCUCUCCGAUCUCUCAACCCCUGGAAGACAUACAUUCUUUUGCUCAAGUGUAAUAUCUGGCUCCGUUGAAGCUGUACGAAAUUUCCUCAAGUAUGGUGCCAAUAUCCAGCAUGCUUGUCCUGAUCACGGAACGCCCCUCAUCGCCGCAUUGACCUAUCGUCGCUUUGAUAUUGUCAAGAUUCUUUUUCUCAGCGGCGUAGAGGCCUUUACAGAUGGCUUCCUGGCAGCCGGGGUCCCCUUUAUGGAAUGCGAUGAGAAGAUCAAAAGGUGGUUACUGGUAGAACGGCACUAUGAACAGCCUAAGCUUGAAGAGAUGAGAUGGAAUACGAACCAUGUUCCUACAAAAGGAGCUGGGGUUGUUAUUGCUGAAGUUGAGAUGGAAUGGCAUUGGAGGAAAAAUCAUGGUAAUGCCUAG
Molecule: messenger RNA, 3999 nt
Organism: Fusarium tjaetaba
Lineage: Eukaryota; Fungi; Ascomycota; Sordariomycetes; Hypocreales; Nectriaceae
Product: ankyrin repeat
Exons: 5
Coding region: 1-3999 (1332 amino acids)
Molecular function (GO): protein binding
Source: RefSeq, a predicted model, not a curated record